This is a messenger RNA of Trichophyton verrucosum HKI 0517, 2721 nucleotides long. RefSeq lists its product as uncharacterized. The transcript has 5 exons. The coding region runs from base 1 to 2721 and encodes 906 amino acids. Gene Ontology annotation, molecular function: endo-1,3(4)-beta-glucanase activity; glucan endo-1,3-beta-D-glucosidase activity. Gene Ontology annotation, cellular component: cell surface. The record is from RefSeq and is a predicted model, not a curated record. Lineage: Eukaryota; Fungi; Ascomycota; Eurotiomycetes; Onygenales; Arthrodermataceae.
AUGAAACCAUACACUACACUGCCAGGAGUGGCAGUGCUAGUGUCUCUGUUAACUCAGAGUGCACAUGCGGCCCCUUUCCCUUCCAGAGCUGAUGCGGGUGAACAGGAAAGUGCUGCAAGGCCACAGCCCAUCGUAUAUAAGCACGAGCGAGGGGUGAACAACGAGAUUCCAUACUUACCGCCUGAUCCCCAAGGACACCCUACUAUCGUCCCAUUUCCUACUCAUAUCUCUUACUUGACCUUCAAUUCACGGCCAGGUGCUAUUCACCCUCCAUAUCCUCAUCUAGAUAUUAGUGAGGCUGGCAUCAAGGCAGAAGAUUCUACUUGCUGGUACCGCAACAAGCCCUGUGAAGGUGUACCACAUAUCCCCAUUGUGAAAGGAUUUGACUCCAUAGAGAAGAGGUCUCCAGCACCACAACGACAUCCCCCAGCGCCUACCAAAGCGACAGCUGGGUAUCAGUUCGCCAACUGUACGAGUACUUCCAGCCCUGGGCCAACAGCAACAUCUCCAUCUUCAGGGAUUCCAAGCCAACCCAGCGCACCUCCAGCAACAAUGGCGGGCCAGGAUAUCUUCCAACCAAUUGCGAAGGACCCUAUUCCUGCCAACAUCAAGUCAAGGGAUGACCAUCCAGUUGAGGCUAACCACAUUGAAAAUCCCACUGGUCCAAUCUCAACCAACAAAUUUUACGCAAAUUUCUUCCUUGGUAACCAGACCUCUACUACUUUUACUCAUCCAUACACUAUGAUUUGGGCAAAAGGAGACAAGAACGCAUCUAGCUUCGGCAUGGCCAUAUCCCAUGUUGAACCGUCUCAAAGGGCUAAUGGGGAGCCUAACAAUAAACUCCCGGGAAAUCCCGUCAGGUAUUACAUCAACCCUGUUGGUAUCAAGUCUAUCGUUCUCUCAGCGUCUGAGCUCAAGGAAUCAACCACCAUGUCUGUGGCCAAGCCUCAAGCUUUCUCUGCACAGGCCAUCCUUCGUCCAACGGGAGGAGCCAGUGAAAGUAUCACCUUCCCGUUGGUCCAGGGUAUGGGUUUCAUCACUGCCAUCUACAAUAACUUGCAGCCUGCAAUUCAGUCAGCUGUCCUUUUCCGAAAAGUUGAACCAGCUGGAUCUCCCCAGGGCGGUAUCUUCAAGUACAAGAUUACUUUGGAAGACGACAAGAACUGGCUCCUUUACGUUACUCCCGAAAACGGCGCUGACCCCAAGAUGAAGCUUGAGAACAACAAGCUCAUCAGUGGACCUACUGGCUUCAAGGGUGUUAUCCAGGUAGCUAAGAACCCCUCUGCUGAAGAAGGCGAGGGUAUCUACGACAAAUCCGCAGGAUCUUAUCCUACUGAUAUCAAAAUUUCCGGCUCCGUCGGCACUGAUGGAACAGGUACCUAUAAGUUUUCUUUUGAAAAGGCAGGAAAGGGUGCUCCUCUUGUUAUGUACGCUCUUCCACACCAUGUUGAGUCUUUUGACGAUGCGACCAAGAACACCAAGAAAAACAUGAAGCUUAGCACUACCACCAAGGGUAUGGCCACAGCUUGUGUUGGAGAUUCAUGGACGAUGGUAGAGGGUAACCUUCCUCUGUCGAUGGACUUUGCACCAUGGAAGCCCGGCUCAGCCUCACAAGUUACCCUUUCUGAGGGUGCAAAGAACGCUAUCAAAGCUGUUGCUGGAAACGAGUUGUCGCAAGACAUGGAACCGCAGACAAACCUAAACAGCAUGUACUUCAGCGGUAAGGGAUUGAACAAGUUCGCCGGCGCCAUCUACACCGUUCAGGAGCUUGUGGGAGACAAGGCUGCUGCUUCAGGCCCUCUAAACAGCUUGAAGGAGUCCUUUAAGCGUUUUGUUGACAAUAAGCAGCAAAUUCCCCUUGUCUAUGAUAACGUUUGGAAGGGUGUUGUCUCCUCUGGUACCUAUGAGAAGGGUGAUACAGGUCUUGACUUUGGAAACACCCUCUACAACGACCACCACUUCCACUACGGUUACUUCAUUCUUACUGCUGCUAUCCUUGGAAAACUGGAUCCUGCUUGGCUGGAUGCUAACAAGGUAUACGUUAACAUGCUCGUCCGAGACUCUGGAAAUUCUGUCGACAAUGAUGAGCAUUUCCCCUUCUCUCGUGCCUUCGACUGGUACCACGGCCACUCUUGGGCUAAGGGUCUCUUCGAGUCCUCCGACGGUAAAGACCAGGAAUCCACUUCCGAAGAUACCAUGUACGCAUACGCCAUCAAGAUGUGGGGAAAGACCAGCGGUGACAAGAGCAUGGAGGCUCGAGGAAACUUGAUGCUUGGAAUCCUUGCCAGGACCUUGAACAACUACUUCUUAAUGAAGAACGACAACGUCAACCAGCCUAAAAAUUUUAUUGGCAACAAGGUUACCGGAAUCUUGUUUGAGAACAAGAUUGAUCACACCACUUACUUCGGUGCCAAUCUCGAAUACAUUCAAGGCAUUCAUAUGCUUCCACUUCUGCCAAACUCUGCCUAUACUCGAAGCGCAGAAUUCGUCAAAGAAGAGUGGGAAGCCAUGUUUGCUUCUGGCGCAGCCGCUCCCGCCGAAAAAGUCACUGGUGGUUGGAAGGGUGUCCUCUAUGCCAACUUGGCUAUCAUAGACCCCGAAGCCUCCUGGAAAUACUUUUCCCAGCCCAGCUUGGAUCUCUCCUCGAUUGACGGUGGUGCCAGCCGUAUCUGGUACCUUGCAUAUGCUGCCGGUGAGUAUUCUACCUACGUUGCUUUAUGA